AUGAAGCAAACGAUGAAUCAUUUAUCGAAAAUACAAGCUAUCGAAAAUCUUAACAAAAACUUCAAAAAAUAUUACGACUCAUCAGAAGUAUUGUGUGUAAAUCCUAAACGCAUCAUUUUUAGACACUACUUAAAACAGAAAAGACACAAAUACGGGAUAAAAGUAUUCAAAUUAUAGGAAUAUACAUUCCGUUUCCGUGGAUCGGAUAAAUGAUAUACGUUCAGUUUCUGUGUUUACACAGGAAAAUCUCAAACAAACAAAUACAUUUUCUAAUAUUGUUACGGAUUUAUGUAAAAAUAUAUUUGAUAAAAGUUAUACGUUGUGUAUCGAUAACUCGAUAACCAAACAAGCUGAUAAGAAUACGCAUUUGAUAGGAAUAUCCCGAAAAAAUCGUAAAGAAAAUCCAAACGAAGUGAACGCGGACACAUUAUUAAUUCAACACAAUUGA
This is a messenger RNA of Heterotrigona itama, 448 nucleotides long. The record is from the annotation of a GenBank genome assembly. NCBI's taxonomy places the organism in Eukaryota, Metazoa, Arthropoda, Insecta, Hymenoptera, Apidae.